CUGGUCACGAGGGCCGCGACGGCUCGCACUUCUCCCUGCCCUCCCUCCCCGAGGGUCCGCCGCGGCCGUGCCAGGCAGGAGCCAGGCAGGGAUGCUCCUGGCCUUCCCGGCGGCCCCAGGCCCAGCCACCUGCUCUCCGGGGAAGAGGACACACAAAGGAGCAGCUGGCACACCUGGAGUCUAACUGUGACCCAAGCAUGCAAGGCCCACCCUGCAGCCUCCUAGAUGAGCUCAGCCUGGAUGACUUCAUUCCCUACCACCUCCGGGCCUAUGUAGGGUCAUCCUCCCGGGGGACACGGGUGCCUGUGAUCCGGAAUGGUGGCUCCAACACCCUUAAUUUCCAGUUCCACGACCCUGCGCCCAGGACUGUGUGCAAUGGCUACACUCCACCAAGGAGAGAUGCUUCUCGGCACCCAGACCCUUCCUGGUAUCAGACUUGGCCAGGCCCUGGGAGCUGGCGCACUCCAAGUCCAAAGACCUCCGCUCCCCAGCAUGCCCAGAACUGGUCAGCCACGUGGACCAAGGAUAACAAAUGUCGGGACAAACGCUGGGUCAAGUACGAAGGAAUCGGGCCCGUGGAUGAAAGUGGCAUGCCCAUUGCCCCCCGAUCUAGUGUUGACAGUCCCAGAGACUGGUAUCGGAGAAUGUUCCAGCAGAUUCACCGGAAAAUGCCAGACCUGCAGCCAGACUGGACGUUGGAGGACCCACCCAAAGUGGUUUCCUCCUGUGCCACCUCCACAGACUCCAGGCAUCCGGGGCUCCAGCAAAAACCUGCCUCCAGGACCAGCCCCGCAGUGACUCCCCGAGGGACUCCCAGAGGAAGAAGCUGGGAGCACUCUGAAGAGACACCUAGAAGCACCUUCAACUAUAAACCUCGCUCCAGCAGCUCUCUACUCAAGCCGUGGUCACCCCCAUCCACACAGGUGCCUAGACGCCAAGAGAAGGUAGAGAAUGUCCGGACAGAAGACUCUCGGAACCAAUUUUUACAAGAACUAGAGACUGGGCAGAAGCCAAAGAAACCACUUGUGGACAAUCCUGUGGAGAAGCCUUCCCAGCCCAUUGAGGUCCUGCUGGAGAAAGAGCUUGCCAAGCUGAGCGCCGAGCUGGACAAGGACAUGCGGGCAAUUGAGACCCGGCUGCCGUCCCCAAAGAGCUCGCAGGCGCCGCGACGACGCACAGAGCAGCGGCCCCCGGCCCGCCCGGCCUCAGCCUGGAGGUCCAGCUCCCUGAAUGCACCUUACUCGGGGUCCUCCCGACCUCUAAGCCCCCACAGAAUGGCGGAUGGAGGAGGAAGUCCCUUCCUGGGUCGUAGGGAUUUUGUUUACCCAUCCUCAGCCCGAGACACUAGUGCCUCCAACAGAGGUGCCAGCCCAGUCAAGAAGGAAGAGAAGAAGAGGAAGGCCGCUCGGCUCAAGUUUGACUUCCAAGCACAGUCCCCCAAGGAGUUGACUCUGCAGAAAGGUGACAUUGUCUACAUCCAUAAGGAGGUGGACAAGAACUGGCUAGAGGGGGAGCACCAUGGCAGGCUGGGCAUCUUCCCUGCCAAUUAUGUGGAGGUGCUACCUGCAGAUGAGAUCCCCAAGCCCAUCAAGCCCCCCACCUACCAGGUGGUGGAGUAUGGAGAAGCUGUUGCCCAGUACACCUUCAAGGGGGACCUGGAGGUGGAGCUGUCCUUCCGAAAGGGGGAGCGCAUCUGUCUGAUCCGCAAGGUGAAUGAGAACUGGUACGAGGGGCGCAUCACAGGCACAGGGCGCCAGGGUAUCUUCCCUGCCAGCUAUGUGCAGGUGAGCCGUGAGCCCCGGCUCCGGGUCUCUGACGAUGGCCCCCAGCUCCCUGGGUCUCCCCGCCUAACCACUGCCGCCCGCCUGGCUCAUCACCCCAGCUCCCCAUCAGCGCUACGCAGCCCAGCUGAUCCCACGGACUGGGGAGGCCGGACCUCUCCCCGCCGCGCUGGCUUCUCCUUCCCUGCCGAGGAGCCCAGAUCCCAGACCCAGAGUCUUGGCACCUCUGAGCCAGCCCUGUCCCACCCUCGAAGCUCCAGCCGUCCCCUGGACCUGGGGGCCUCCUCCCCCAAAUCCCUGCAGAUACACUGGACCCCGUACCGGGCAAUGUACCAGUACAGGCCCCAGAACGAGGAUGAGCUGGAGCUGCGUGAAGGGGACCGGGUGGAUGUCAUGCAGCAGUGUGAUGAUGGCUGGUUUGUGGGUGUCUCCCGGAGGACCCAGAAAUUUGGGACAUUCCCUGGAAAUUACGUAGCCCCGGUGUGAGUGGUCUCUGUGGCAACUGGAGCCAACAAAGAUGAGGUGGAAGCAGUAGCACUUAUGGGGGGGGGAGCGAGGCCUCCUACAUACUCCUCCCCUAGGACUUGCGCUCCCAGCAUCUGCAGAGACCCCAGCAGCCUUUCCUCAGAGCCCCUUGGAAGUCCCCUGGACGCAUUCCCACUCGCAACUCACAGGCAUUCCUCUGACAACCCCUUCACCACCCCCCAAAUACAGACGUCUGCUUUGAAGUGGAGACUGUCUCCAGGCCUUAUUGAGAUCAGACCCGACCCUCCCCUUCCCCCCGACCACAUGGCAUUUCCUCUGACAGGGACUGGCUCCUGGCUUCACCCCCAUGGGGUUCUGCUAACAAGGACCAGCCCCCUACCCUGAUGGAGACCAAAGGCCUCCUGGGCCUGCAAGUCUCUUCCCCCUGCUCACCAGCUUGCUGCUGCCCCUUUGCCUUCUGCCCUCCAGCUGGGCCUGGGAGCGAGGUGGCGAUGGAUGCGUACCUUCUCAGCCUUCGAGGCCUAGUGAGAGGUCUUGCCUCAAGAUCUCCUCUUCCCAGAGGCUGCUGAGCCCUUCACCUGGACUCUGCACAUCCUCUGGGCCAUGGCACACAGCCGCUGGACUAGCUACACGACUUACAGGGAGAUAUGCUGUCCUCCUGCCUUCCAGCUCCCCUCAGUGCCCAGGUUCCUUCUGGAAGAGAAUGUAAAAUAAAUCUGGAUACCAGGGACCUUUU
Castor canadensis (American beaver) is the source of this 3003-nucleotide messenger RNA. The record is from RefSeq and is a predicted model, not a curated record. NCBI's taxonomy places the organism in Eukaryota, Metazoa, Chordata, Mammalia, Rodentia, Castoridae.